AACACGGCCCGGUACGGUUCUGUUGCCCCGUGCUCGAAGCAUCCUCUUCGUGAUGGGAGCUCGUUGCCGCGGUGGUGUCGGCAGCAUCCCUCGGUAGCCGAUUCCACGACCCCACCGAUGUCGCAGGGCUCGUAUCAGGGUGACACGCGCGGUUCUUAAUUGCUCGUUCGUUCGUUCGUUAGUUCGUGGUUAAAGAACCGAAACGAGAAAGGAAGCGCCAAACAGAGAGAAAGAAGUGCGAGUGAGAGAGUGUAAGGUGCGAAGGGGAGGUGUGCGUGCAGAAGCAAGGACACCCGCAAGGAACCCUCCGAACAUCGUGUGUCGAAUGGAGAAACAGUGGUGAGAGAUAGAGAGAUAGAGAGAGAGAGAGAGCUGUAGCAGUAUAGAAGACGCGGGUACGAGGUGUUUUAUUCCGCUUGAAAUCACAAGGAUAGAGAGGGGGUGGUGUCUUCAUCAGCGGUCCAUCUUCUUUGCUGACGCGAUUCAUCGAAACAGACUAUAGUUCUAGUCUGUUGAUAAUUAUCAGCUAGAAAUCAUCGUAACGAAAGAUGUCUGGGAACUAUUCAGCCCGCUGCGAACCCGGUUUGGUUGUGCCAAAAUGGCACCCGGAGGAGAACCUAUAUCUCUCGGAUAUAAUCUUUCGCGGUAUCGUCUACUUCUUGCUGCUGCUGUAUCUAUUCAUCGGCGUGUCGAUAAUCAGCGAUCGUUUCAUGGCAGCGAUCGAGGUGAUCACGUCGAAGGAGAAGGAACUGGUGGUACGUCGUCCGGGCAAGGAGCCGCAGAUCGUGGUCGUUCGAGUGUGGAACGAGACGGUGGCGAAUUUAACGCUGAUGGCUUUGGGCAGCAGCGCACCGGAGAUCCUCUUGUCGAUCAUCGAGAUCUGGGCGAAGAACUUCGAAGCCGGUGAGCUGGGACCCGGCACGAUCGUUGGCUCAGCCGCGUACAAUCUCUUCGUCAUAAUAGCUCUGUGCGUGUUCGUGAUACCAAACGGUGAGACGAGGAAGAUCAAGCAUCUAAGGGUGUUCUUCGUCACCGCCACGUGGAGCAUCUUCGCCUACGUGUGGCUGUACGUGAUCCUCGCGGUGUCCAGUCCGGGUGUGCUCGAAGUUUGGGAGGGUAUACUGACCUUCUCCUUCUUUCCUGCCACCGUGCUAACAGCCUACGUGGCCGAUCGUCGUCUCCUCAUCUACAAAUACCUUCACAAAGGGUACAGGAUGAACAAGAGAGGCGUGAUCGUGCAGGCCGAGGCUGGCGACUCGGACGGCGGGGUGGAGCUUGAGAUCAAGCCGCAGCAGGACAGCUUCAACAGCAUGAUGGACGCGGAUACGCCCGAGGCGAAGGAAUUCGAGCAAACCAGACGUGACUACAUCAACACUUUGAGAGAAUUGAGAAAGAAACAUCCGACCCUACCUCUCGAGCAACUGGAAGUGAUGGCGCACGAGGAUGUACUCGGGAAAGGGCCAAAGAGCCGGGCUUUCUAUAGAGUCCAAGCUACCAGAAAGAUGGUCGGCGCCGGUAAUCUAAGCAAGAAGAUCAGCGAAAGGGCGCAGAGCGAUCUUAGCGAGGUCAAGGCCGAGCUACAGAGACAGGAAGCGGAGAGCAUCGACAUCGAGAACGUGAACGCAAUGAGGAUUUUCUUCGAGCCUGGUCACUACACGGUGAUGGAGAACGUAGGCACAUUCGAGGUGGGAGUGACCAGGGUAGGCGGUGACCUAAGCAAACCUUGCACCGUUGAUUAUUGCACCGAGGAUGGAUCCGCCGAGGCUGGCUCCGAUUACAUCAGCGCCAGGGGCACCCUGACCUUCGACCCAGGUGAAACCAAGAAGACCAUCAAGCUGUCCGUGAUCGAUGACGAGCUGUUCGAGGAGGACGAACAUUUCUACGUAAGAUUGAGCAAUGCGUCGCAGCCAGCGAUGUUGGUUUCACCCAGUUUGGCCACGGUGAUGAUCCUCGACGACGAUCACAGCGGCGUAUUCGGCUUCCCCGAGAGGGACAUCGAAUUGGUGGAAAGCGUGGGACAGUACCCUUUGAGAGUGGUGAGAUACAGUGGUGCCAGGGGUCGUGUCGUCAUCCCUUAUCGCACGAUCGAAGGUACAGCCAAGCCUGGCAAACAGUACAUGCACACCGAGGGCACGCUUACCUUCGAGGAUAAUCAAACCGAAAAAGUGAUCAACCUGUCGGUCAUCGAAGAGGACUCGUACGAGAAGGACGCUCUGUUCUACGUCGAGUUAGGUGAACCACAACUGCAAGGAGCCGACGCAGGAAUCGCAGUCGCGGCGGAAAUGAAACAACCGGAAGAGAGGACCGCCGAGGAGAAGAUGGCAUUACUGGGUAAACCGAAGUUGGGAGAGGUGUCCAGAGCACAGAUAAGGAUCAAGGAAUCAAAGGAGUUCAAGAACACGGUUGACAAGCUGGUUCAAAGGGCCAACGCCUCUAUAUUACUCGGAACCAGCUCCUGGAAGGAACAAUUCACGGAGGCACUGACGGUCAGCGGAGGGGACGAGGACGAAGGCGAAGGAGCUGGUGAAGCAUCCGCCCCAUCCACCAUGGACUAUCUCAUGCAUUCGGUCACGAUAUUUUGGAAGGUGCUGUUCGCGUUCGUGCCACCGACAGAUAUUGCUGGUGGUUACCUGUGCUUUGUCGUCAGCAUAUGCGGAAUCGGUGUGGUGACGGCAGUUAUUGGGGACGUGGCAUCCUACUUCGGAUGCACUUUGGGAAUCAAGGAUUCCGUCACCGCAGUGGCUUUCGUCGCGCUUGGAACUAGUAUCCCCGACACGUUUGCGAGCAAGGUGGCCGCCUGCCAGGACAAGUACGCCGACGCGAGUGUGGGGAACGUGACCGGAAGUAACGCGGUGAACGUCUUCCUGGGGAUCGGCAUCGCGUGGAGCAUCGCAGCCAUUUACCAUGCCUGCCACGGCGAAUUCUUUAUGGUGGAACCCGGCAACUUGGCUUUUUCCGUUACGUUGUUCUGCACGGAAGCGUGCCUGGUGAUCCUGAUUUUACUACUGAGGCGGACAAAGAGUGUUGGCGGCGAACUCGGCGGCCCUUUUGUACCAAAGGUCAUCACAUCCACGUUCCUUUUUUUCCUAUGGGUGUUCUACCUCGUAAUGUCGACCCUCGAGGCCUACGGCGUUAUCGAGGGCUUCUAAGGAGCCCGUUCGACGCCAAACGUCGGCCUACCUGCUGCGUCUAUCUUAAACUCUUACGUCCGCCAAGGCGUGUGCUCAACGAAACGUUCUCUCGGCAAGUAUACCAUUGAUUCUCUGUUUAUCAACACUUUUUCAUCUUGGAAUCCUUGAAAGCUCAUUCUCAGCUUAACCACAUGACAUCAUCAUUUUCUUCGUACAACACAUUUCUGUCUUCAGUUCAGCAUCCAGUCACGUGUUCUUCAUCAACCAAAGAGGGAAUGAAGAGGAGAAGCGAACUUUUUAUAUCGAAAUACUUUUAUUUUAUCUAAUCGAUUUAUCGUUUUUUCUUUCAGGACAAAAAAAAAAGGAAGGGUGGAAUCGAAGGGGUGCGAUUUCGCUGGCGAACGAACUCUGUGCCGGAUCACCUACUGGUAGCUUUCACCCUCCCAUCCGAGGACGAUUAACAACGAACGUGAUCGCAUGAUGAUUGUCGAAUGCCUGCGUGUGCGUACGUACCUGAGAGAGAGAGAAAGAACGCGUGAGUAUGUCUGAAAAUGUGUAAUUUAAUUGAAUAGUGAACUGUCGGAAUUAAAAACGAGCAUGAGAGAUUAUAGAGAGAUAGGGAGAAUGAACGAAUUAGUGAGUUUGCCUUAAAAAUAAUGUUUAAAAAAGAUGAAACAUAACAAAAGGACGUAGGUAAAAAAAAAACUCGUUUCCAGUCUCGAGCCACGGCUCAUAUGUUCACAAUUGUUAUCGAAAAGAAUAUAUUAUACAGGGUACAGUUGUAUUCGUGAUUUAAUCAUAGAAGUAGUGAUUCUUUAUAGAAAAUAAUGUUGAGGGUAUGGACAAACAUUUUUUUUAUAAUCAUAUGGUAAAUGAUAGUCGUUUGAAUCUCAAAUAUUUAAAAAGGGAUGUUUUCCUCCCACGAUAUUUAUUUAAGAUGAGUCUUCAUUGAUAUUUAACAAUUUAAUUUUUUUAAUGAAGAAUCAUUCCUUUUAAGAUCGUACUACGACUACAACCGGCCUCUGUAUAUGCACAUAUGCAUACAUCCACAAACAUAUACACAUACACGUACUAAAUAGCGUAUUUAUUAAACCGUUUAAGGAACACAGGUUUCUAUGGUAUUUUAAUAGCGAAUUGUAUUGCCAUUCCUCCUUCGCCAGAGAACGAUGUCGCUAAUUUUAUAUAAACGUAUAUUAUCGAACGCUACGUCAUCUGUCAGCACUCCUCGAAAUUUUCACGAUUAGAUUGUAUUACAGUAUUGCUUUUUCAAGUGAAAAGAGAGCGAGAAACAAGAGGUAAAAUCGAUAAAACACGUGUUAUUACCUUGAUGGAAUCGUAAAUAGAGAAUUCGACACUGAGAGAGAGAGAGGUGAUACUGUAUUAUACAGGUUCAAGCGAGAGUGAGGUUCCAAGUGUGUAUACGCAGUAGAACGUCGAAGGUGAUACUAUUAGAUGCUGCAAAGUGGGCCUUCCCCCACCAUUCCUCAUUCACUGCGCAGAACCCACUGCGCAACGACCUUACGUAUCUCCCCUCCUCUUUCCAUUUCUCCAUUCUUUUUCUUAAUAAUUAUGAAUCUAAAUGGUUCUUAUUUAUUAUUUUUCUAUUAGUUUAUAUUUUUGAAAAAUCUCACUCUCGUUUGGCAAAAUUAUAAAAUUCUAUACAAUCUUAAGGCUACGUUCGGAUUGAUAUAGUAAUUUGUAACUAUCCUGGCUAGUCCAAUGACUGAUACAAAUUACUAUACCAAUUUAAAUGCUGCCAGCAGAAUAAUGAGGAUGUGUUGGAGAUGAAGAGUUGCUACUCAGAAAGAUGGAUAUCUUUCCACUUACAUAGUCAGUACACCCAUUCCUCGAUUCACGCGAUCAAAGAAAUAUAAAAUACAAAUUUUCUCAACACGCACGCUUCUCUUCCGCGAUGUUUUUCUUUUUGUACUACAGAAAUCCGAUUUACGCGUCAAGAAAAACGUAGAAAGUGUACUUGGCGUGGAUCAGGGAAGUGGGUGUACAUUGAAAUGGGGUCGUCGGAUCGUAUCGAUUUGCAUCGCAAAGAUCACGAUUCGCGACCGUCGAUGGAAAAUACUAUUAUAGAUGCAUAAGUCGACGAUGUACGCGGCUAACAGCGAGGCAAUGUACAGUGGAAGCGCGAAUUUCUCAUAGAAUCUUUCGUUUCUCUCCCAGAGGAGAUGAAACUUCCUUCAAAGGAGUACAGAUCGAGAGAAGAACACUUCAGAAGUCGCAGAAAUUACUUUCGAACAAACGUUUCCCCCAGAGGUACACUGCGUACUUAUCGAUCUACUUAAGACCGUCAAAGGAUUAAAAAUUUGCAUACGUUUCGAUGGAGGAGCAAAGAUAUCGCGCGAUCUCGAUAAUAAGCCCCGCUAGCCGCGAAAUCGAUCGGAUUCGUUAUCCGACGCGGUGAAACGCGUUUGUUAUUUGUUAAGGAUAAAUAGGUAGGCACGAUUGAACGUAAUCAAAUCAUUGCUCGAACGUGAAUGUUUUUGUUGGUAUUCACUGCCUUUGAUCGAGGCUCGCUCGCGUCAAGUAAAAAUUAGAUAGAAUAGAAAGAGGAUGAGUUUAGACCAGGCCUGGGCAACUGGUGCUCUUGGGCCCGCGGCUGUUCGCCAUCAUUCAUGACGCAGUAACGUCAGAAGUUGUUAAGAGGAGUAGGAAAACUGCUCAUUUUCCUUCCUACUCUUUUCUCAUUUGCUCGUUUCAUCCCACCAUAUGGCUAAUGCACUUUCAGGCAUGGCUUAAGUGUUCGCUCGUGGCUAUAAGAUAACUGCCCACUGGGCACCUAAAUGCCCAGGCCUGUUUUCGAUAUACGAUGUACAAAAUGGUUCAUGGAAUUGGGACGAAUUAGUGUAACUACUUCUUUCAUUGAAAAAUGAUGGAGAAAGAUGUUAAACAGUGUACCAGGAUAAACUUAAAAAUUUCAUAUAAAAUAAUAUAAAUUCAGAUCAUGCAAUUCUUUUUUAUUACUCUUCAAACAAAAAUUAUAGCCCGUCCCCGUUCCAUGAAUCGCCCUGUAGAGUGGUGGUAAAACAGCUUCACACUGUUCGAUUCGAAACGUGACGGUAGCCUGUUGGAACAGUUAAUUAAAAUCGAAGUGGUAGACAAUUAUCGAGCUAGCUUCUUUAUUUUUCUUCUUUUUUUUAACCGUGUUCGAAGUUCAUUAAAACAUUAUCAUAUUAUCGAACGUUAAUCACGGUGACUUAUUAAACGUUCUCAGUGAGAACAAGCUAUUCGAUCGAUUUCAGCGAAAUGUUAUGAAAGAGAACAGUCUGAGAGACUGUACAUAGUUGAUGUUCUUUAGAGAUUAAAAAAAAAAAUGAAAGAGAGAUUUAAUCGAUGCUGUAAAGGUUGUAACUAAUUAACCAAUGAAGUAAUACUUCGUUUUUUCCGCUAGAUCCCCGAAGGGGAAUUUUUGAAUGAACCUUAUGAUAGGAGUUUCAACGGAUUUGAAAAAUUGACAUUAGUAGAGGAAAUACUGGGGGGUUGAAAAACACGAUAAAACCAUCGUCGAUGGACGACGUUGUCGCGAUGCCAGCCAAAGAUCACAGAUACAGUAGAAGCUCCAUUAUCCGGAUUAAUAAAGCGACAUAGAUACGAUACAAAAAUAAUAUAAUUUAUGUGCAAUCGCAUAAAUCAUUUUUAUCCGAAGGCUAUCAAUAAAUCUUUCAAUACUUCAAAUCUAAUGACAAUCUUGUUACCGAUUUUAAUUAUUGUUUUACAAAGGUGAAUUAUUUAAAAAUCAAUCAUUCAGAUACUGGAGAUUCUACUCUAUACACAUAUAUGUAUGUAUAAAAAGAAGAAGUAUAUAGUGUAUGUACGUAUACAUACAGCAUAGAUAUUUUAAUAAGAGAAUCGUUCAAAGAGAUUUAAUAUAUAUAUAUACAAACACAUAUGUAUAAAUAUAUAUAUAUACAUAUUUAGUAGGACGUGUAUAGACGACACUCAAUAGCAAAGCGUUAAAGUGAUAAACCGUAAAUGGGAUCUGAAACGUGGCCGAAUUUUCGUCGUUCGAUCGCUGGGCGAACGAUCUUUCAUCGAUACACGAGUAAAUCGCGAACCCAAUUCGAAAAGUGACGUGACAAAUAAAAUCGUCGCCGAUUUCUCUAUCGAUCGAGCUAACCAACUCGAUAUACACUAUACGCGUGGAAAUACGUUCUGCUACCGAGUACCUGAUUCAUCUUUCGAUUUGCUUUCGAAGCAAUGAUCAUUGCGUCUACACUUUAAAAAGGGUUUGUUCACUUACACUUCCCAUUCAUCAAAAUACAUGUACACCCAUUACACAAAAAUUGGACUACAUAUACGACGCAAACUAUGCGUGAUGUAUAGCCAGUCGCAGAAAUAUAGACUAAUUUUUUUAAUUCAAACAAGCAAUGAAAAAUCAGAAUAAAAAUGUCGUUUAAGCUUUGUAGAGUCGUUUGAAAUUUGUCAGAUUUUUGAGGAUAAAACGUGUCUUCAUUUUUUUAUGAUUGAGUUGAACCAACGAACCGAGCAAACCUGAUCUAGAAACUCGUACACUGCUUGCUAACAGCCACCAAACGUCGAUGCUUUUAACCCCUUUGACUCGACUAUCUUCGCUAAUGGAAUCGUUAUCAUGUUCUUAUCUUUCUCUCGUUCGAGGAACGACACCUCCACCGGUGUCACGUCGCUUUUCUCCUUCGAACAUUACCGAUUCUCGCGAAUUGGAAAUGGAAAUCGUAAUGGAAAUUCUAGGAUGUUCCAGAGUUCUGCGAUUUCUUAUUAAAGAGUAUCGAAGGCACAAAAGAUGAUUAUCAAAGAAAUGAUUUGAUCAAACAUGUAAUCAAAAAUGCUACUCGUACCUCGCAGAUCGGAUCGUCCAGCGAGCAUUACCGACGAGAAUUUAUGGAAACGGGCGAUCUCUCUUCUUCGUGCAUUUAUUCCAAUUACUCUUCAUCCAACGAGCAAGUCCUUUCAAUUCUAUGCUAUCAAGCGGACCUGCAACAAAACCAAUUCAACCGGUGAAUGUUUAUGCCACGAAUCGAAUUGCGCUCGUUUUAUUCGCGGAAAACGUCGUUUUUAUUUUUUCAAGCCACGCCACUCUUCCUUUCAUUCCCUCCUUUUUAUCCUGCGUUCUAUUUGUUUUUAUUCGACAUCGUUGUAAAACGUUCGUAUAACUAACCCUUGUCCUGAUAAUCCAUUUACGUGACGAUAUUAUAUUGUCGGAUUAAAAGGAAAUUUUAAAAAAAGGGUGCGCUUUCAAAAAUAAUCCAAACUCUUUGAAAAUGUUAUUCAGUUUCAAGUCAUUAGUUUUUACUUGAUAAAGGUUGAUCAGCGAAUAUAUUUUAGUAUUCAUCAGAAAAGUUUAUUCUAUUAAGCCAAAUCUAUGCCUACGUAUUUAUUCUUAUUCCUGUAGGAACGUUUAAACAAAUACCCUCGCGUUUUCUGUUUCGUGAAAAGUGUGAACGCGUUGUUAAACAAACGUUUGAUUCUUGUUUUUUUUUUUUUUUUUUUUUUUUAUAACAGCAAAUGUUUAUUUCGUACACAUUUCUAUGUGAACAACUGUACGUAGGUGUAGACGGGGCUUCACAUUGCAUUUUCUUUUCUUUUUCAUAAAUGACAGUUCGCGAAUAAAUAUUCUUCGCUCGUUAUAAUAGAAUUAAAGCAUGACGGAUUAAACGGGCUGUUCGAAGUGCCGAUUUGUUGAUUUGAAUUGUUAAAUAGGGUAAUUGCUUCUAGAGAAGACGAAUUAAUUUGUCGUUCAACCGAAGGAUAUUGCAAUAGAUUUGGCAACAUAAAAUAAGCAGUGAAAAUAAAAUCAUUAGUAUAAAUUAGAGAAAAAUUAAUUUCGCUUAUUUUAAAAAUAAAAAUUGCAAUAAUUUUUCCAGCAAUCUAGUACAUUUAAUAGAAAAAGAUUCUUCCCUAUUCACUUUUCAUUACUCUAACUGUUCAAUGGAUACAUAUUAAUUCUGAGAAAAUGAUACGGUAUAACAGGUUAAUUAGAGAAAUCAAUUAGCAAAUGUGUAUCUCACAAUCAAUCACGAAAGGAAAUCUCGUGUUAUUGAAAGUAAUGAAAAAUUGUGAUACUUUCUGGCACUCGAGGCUUCCAUUUAAUCGGUCGAAUUCGCUUAUCGUUAAUUAAGGUACGUAAAAUUAAAUAAACGAGAGAUAAUCCUUAACCCUUUCAAACCUCGUUUCAUUUCAACACUUUGGAUAAUCUCUUCUCUGUAUUUAUAUUAAUGUAGAUAUUACAUUAUUGUUUAUUGAUAAUUGUUCAUUGUUGACUUAAAUUUAAUGAUUGAAAUAUGACAUUAAAGGGUUAAUGAACAUCCCUUUCGUUCAGAUCUAAGGAUGUCGUUCCACGUGGCCAGCCCCAGUCUAAUUAUUUAAUUAAAUGAAAUUGUAUUUACAGUCAACGUUGUUAAAAUUUCAGAAAUAUUGGCGAUACAAAUUAACACGUUUAAUGUUCCCUCGAAAUUAACCCCUGACUUUAGAAUUUUUUAUACAAACUUAUGGGCUUUUAAAAAAUAUAAAAAAAUACGUUCGAUAAAAUAAAAAAUUUCACUUAUACCCUCGACGACCCAGAUUUCCCAUAGGGAAAUAUAAAAUCCUAUAUAUAAUAAGCAAAUGAAUUGCAAAAUACUCUGCAAUUUGUUUAUACAAAUUAGCAUGAAACGUGAUGCUCGAAUUGUUUGCAUUGAAGGGGUUAACUUCGACGAAAUGCUGUUCAACGAAUCGAAAUGAUCGAUUAAUUUCGCCAAAUUUACACAAAUUAGAGGAAUCAGAAACGUAUCGCAAGUGUGUUCGCGUAGGUUGAUUAAAUCGAGUAGCCGGAUACCAAUUGUAUUUAUACGUUUUUUGUAUUUUCUAUAUACGAUAACGAUCGGUAUACAACAAGUAAUUAGUUGAGUAGAGUCAAAGUGAUUAGACAAAAGAGGGAGCGAUAAGAUUUUAGUUUAGAAUUGGCAUUUGUAGGUUAUAUAAAAUCGUAGGAUUUAAUUGUUAAUUAAAAACAAAUGGAACCAAUCGUACGAUAGAUGCAGAUUCUUCGAAAGUAAAAGAAAAAACUUUCGUGAAAAAGACUUGAAAAGUAGAAUCGUUGUUUAGGGGCGGAGCGUCGGAGGACCCGCCCCUGUCGUCUAUUAUCGACCAAUUAUUAUGUUCUCACGAUAAUAUUCUAUAUUUAUUCGUGAUUUAGUCUUCGUACGUUUAAGUAAAAUUAUUCGAAGGGAAUUCGGUUGUCUUUUAGUGGCAAUCGACCAAGGAAGGAAUCGUCUGACUUAAUAUCAGUUGUAUCACUGAUUAACUUAAUUAUCUUAAGUGUUAUCCUUCUCGAAACAAAAGAGAUCCAUGUGUUCGAUUUUGACUUAAAACUAAUUAGUGUGCGCAAGGGUUGAAAUAAGUUCGAUAUUACAAAAAGUAUCUGCAUCACGGUCAUACGCACAGCAAGGACCAGUCGACGAAACCAAUACAGAAUCAAUUAAUUAAUAACCAAUUUAAAAAAAAAAAAAAAAAAAA
Molecule: messenger RNA, 10613 nt
Organism: Osmia lignaria (orchard mason bee)
Lineage: Eukaryota; Metazoa; Arthropoda; Insecta; Hymenoptera; Megachilidae
Gene: Calx
Product: sodium/calcium exchanger 3
Biological process (GO): cell communication; sodium ion transmembrane transport; calcium ion import across plasma membrane
Cellular component (GO): sarcolemma; axon; postsynapse
Molecular function (GO): calcium:sodium antiporter activity
Source: RefSeq, a predicted model, not a curated record